Molecule: messenger RNA, 7618 nt
Organism: Armigeres subalbatus
Lineage: Eukaryota; Metazoa; Arthropoda; Insecta; Diptera; Culicidae
Gene: Ccdc39
Product: coiled-coil domain-containing protein 39
Exons: 3
Coding region: 124-3006 (960 amino acids)
Biological process (GO): inner dynein arm assembly; epithelial cilium movement involved in determination of left/right asymmetry; cilium-dependent cell motility
Cellular component (GO): axoneme
Source: RefSeq, a predicted model, not a curated record
CGUCCCCCAGGUGUAUUGGCGGUUGCAAUUAAAAUUGUUUAUACGGAAAAUCGAUUUCCAGUUUUGUCCUUUCAGUAGGAAAUUAGAUAUAACACUCUAUUAGCUAAAAUUAAUCGCGUUAGAAUGUCCCAACCGUACGUAAUCCGUGUGAUGGAGGAGAUGGGAUGGGGUUCGAACGGUGGUUUCAUCCCAAUCGCCAACGAGGAAAACAAAAAACUUCUGGACUAUGUCAACCGGCUGGGUGACCGGAAAACGGAAGGAUCCUCUAAGGUGCAGAUCAGUGACCAGCGGGUAACGAAAUUGCAGGCCCACUUGAAGAACGUGCAGGUCGAGUUCGAUCAAAAUCUCAAACUGCUGGCGGAAGACAAAGGACAGAUCGAUACGGAGCAUGGGUUGCUGAAGUUGUCCGAGAAUGAUGGCGGCAAGAUGCGGAAGAUGGCGAAGGAGGUGCAGUACGGAAGGGAGGAACUUGAGCGCCACGACCAACGCUCGCAAAAGGAAAUGAAAAAGCUAACUGCCAACAUGGAACGGUUCACCGAGCGAAUCAAAUGGGCCAAAGCGGCCCUAACGGAGUGGCGACAGGUGAUGGACAAUGGCGAAGAAACGAACAAGCUCAUCGAAAAAUACUGCAAACUGGACACAGGUCGAGCCGAGACCCUGGAAGCCAAACGAAAAAUUCUUGAAGACAAGGUUUCCAAGCGACGCACACUGUUGGUGUCGCUAGCCGAGGAGUACCGCUCGUUGGAACAGGUGCUGGAACGCACCUCGCAACUGUAUCGUCAGGCACAUACUGAACGGCGUCAAAUGGUGUUAAAGUGGAAGGAAGCAGUGAAGCACAUGAACCAACGCGAGGAAGACAUCAAAGGGGUCGAGGAGGAAAUCGAGAAGGCCAGGGAGAUAAGCAAUAUGCUGAAUGACGACCUACAAGCGCAGGUGGAAUUUUUGGAGGAACAGGAACGAAACAACAAGGAGAUUGAGCUGGGUAUUGCGGAGCUAAACGUGGAAGUAUCGAAACUUAGAAACCGACUGAACACGUUAACGGACAGCGUACAGCUGAAAACGAACGAGUAUCAGAUAACGCGAAAGGCGGUGCAAAAUGUGUCCAACAAGCUUAGCGGUAUGCGAAACAAAAAUCGUCAGGCGUUGAUGGAGGAGGCUGAGAAGGAGAAGCAGAUUCACGUAAACCUAAGUCAGUUGGAAGAAUUGAGGGAGCGAUUUGAAAACUUCAGAAGUAAAACAUUGUGUGCCCAGGAAAGAUUGAGACAGUUGAACGAGAUUGUUGAACAGGAGGAGAAGCAAAUUAAAAUACUUAGCGACGAAACGGCACGACUGUCAACUGCUCUGUAUCGCGCUCAAAUGCAGCUUGUGUCAAUGAGAGACGAGGACAAGCUUUUAAAAAUUGAGAUUCAUUCAAUGGAUUCUGGCAUUGGGAAGAUAAAGGCAGCGAUGAAGGUACAAGAGAAGGAAAUUAUUCGCCAAACAGAAAUUUCUUACAACGUAGACUAUAAUAUGGAGAAGAUCGAGAAGAGGAUAGCGAAUAUGAAGGGAGAAAACAAGCAGGAGGGAGCCAGCAGAUCGCACGCCAAGUUGGCUCAAGCAGAAGCUAUCUUCUAUGCCCGAAUGCAAAAUCAUUCAUUGCUUCAGGCGCAAAUUGCAAAGAUACAAAUUGAUUUUCGCAAUUUGAACGCGAUUUACCAGCAGGAUUGCGUGGAGAUCGAUAGAAUGAUCGGUAAGCUAAAAGAGAAGUCUCUUAUGGUGGAGGGCGGCGAGAAGAAGCUACGACAGUGCACCACCGAAAAUCAGGAAAGGCUGGUCGAGAAGAGUUUACUGAAGAUGCGCAUCAACCAGAUGGAGUUGCUGGUUGAUAAACAAAACGACAAGAUGUACACACUAGAGCGCCAUCGCAUGGAACUGGAAACUGCUAUUAAUGAGCGAUUGAUCGACAUAAAUUCCCAGAAGGACAUGCUGAUUCUUAAAAAGAAGUAUUUACAUGAUGAGCGAGCCCAACUAAGAGCGGACAUCAGCGAAAGAGCGUUGAAGAUCGAGCAAUUGAAGAAUCGGUACGAAUUAUCGUUGGAUUUGUUGGGCAAGAAUGACGAUGGAACGAUUGUAACUGCUACACAGAUCAAAAUACAAAAUGCGCAGGAAAAGUAUAUGCUGUUAAGAGAAGGUAGCGAGCUCAAUGUGAAGAUUCUGAAGGCUGAGGAAGAUUUGAAGGCGUUGGAAAAUACAUUGAAGUUGAUGAAUUUUUCAAACGAGACGUACAAACGCGGUUUUCAAAAAGUGGACGAAGAUAAUCCGGAUAUUCAACAGAUGAACAACAUUCAGAAUGACUACUGCAAGGCGUUAUCUGCUUUGAAGAGUGUGAAGACCGAUCUGGCGUUUAAUACGGAAAAUCUUCAUAACUUGAACGAAGAAAGGGAAGAGAGUGAUAAAGCGUUAGAGGUAACCAUGAAGGUUCGACUGGAUAACAACGAUGUGCUCCUGAAAAUCCAAAAGGAACUGCUGGAUCAGAAGACCAAAAUACAACGCGCUGAGCGGGAACUUCGUUUAGCCAUCAAGGCAGCUCGUGCGAAGACAAACGACGAAGAUUUGCUGGUUACCUUUCAGAAAGACUUGAAUCUGAAGGAACUGGAAGAGCGUAAUAACAUGGCGCUUCAUCAGGUGGCCGAUUUGAUUGAGAUUUUCCAGGAGAUGAAUCCAACGGUAAACAAGUAUUUCUACGACAAGGGUUUACGGCUGCCGACGGUACGUCGAGCCAAGAGUCAGAUAUCGUGGCGAAGUGAAAACUCUCCCGGGUCAGACUACAGUGGGCGUGAUGAUACGGGUUCGUCGAAGCCAGCAUCUAAAAUGUCCAUGUGCUCAGCAUCGACACGCUCAUCGGACUCGUCGGAGAACAUUGCCAAGUCGUUCGACAAUCGGAUGAGUGCCGGUCUUUCGGUAAUUCUGAUAGACUUUCCCGGAGCUAGCGGUAGCAAAAAACCUGGUGGGAUCCAGAAGAAGUAAAGCCAUAAAACCAGAAGGACGACGACGACUACGAUGGCUUUCUUUCAACAUCUAUUGGAGUGAAGAUCAAACAUUUCAGUUCACUGUUGAAAUUUAUUCUCAUUGGCAUUUCAUAUCAAUAUCAAUAGUGUUUGUGUGACUUCCAUUCAAGGUAGGAAAUUUCGGUAAAAACUACUACAAGUACUAUUUAUUUAUCAAUAGUUCGUCCUAUAUAAGUCUUGUUAGCGUAAACUCCGAAAUGAAAAUUCAAAACCCUAACCAGAAUGAACAUUUACCAGUUUUGUCUGUUUUAGUGUAUUUUUGUGUGAUUGAAUGAAAUAUUUCGUACGUUGCAAAAACUGUCCUCGGAUGACUGUUAGUUAUCCGCGCAUGUGUGCACAGUUUGUUAGUGUUUCGCGCAAUUUGCCGUCAACGGUUCUACAGAUUUGUUUUGUUACUCCAUAAUAGUAUCACUAACUUCGUUUGCAAUGAGUCUGCCUCAGCGUGUAAUGUGUGCUCUUUCUCGAAUUGGUUCGAGAAUUAGAUUCUGUUUACAACCUAGAUUUAUGUACAAUGACUAUACAUUACCAUAUUGAAUGAUAUCCUACUAAAUGCAACAUACGCCGAAACAACGGUAGUUUUAUUGAAUCCGAAAAGCAUACAUACAUUACAUAGGUACAAAGUUUUAUUGAUUUUUUAUUCGAUGAGUAAUACACGGUACACUAAUAGCGUUCGAUCGCGAUCUAAGCAUUCUAUCUUUGUGAACAUUUAUGCUGAGCUGGUUUAUAUUCUAGUUGUUGUUUGAAUCUGUUCUCAUCCCAACUUAUCGAAGGACACAUUCAUGAAAAACUACAUGUUUCAGCUCACCUGUAGACCUUUGUGAUGUUCUAUUUCACAAUGAAUUUGAAUGAUUUGAUGGCAUAUCUAGCCUGCAUAUUUAGUUGUAUGCUAAACAUUUUAUGAAUUGGAAAAGGAAUGUGCUUUAAUUUGGGAGUAAUGUGGUUAGAUCCUCUUUGAAAACCAAUUAUCAAAGGUCUACAGUUGAGCACAAGUUCUGUUUUGUUAUUUAUGCUAAAGAGAAAGGGUAACGCUGGGUUCAAUUGCAUCUAAUUCGUUUAAUACUUAUUUACUGCUCAAGGGAAGAUCUUCGGAUGGUAAUAUGGUUUUAAAACUUGGGUAGCUUUCGUUCUAAUUUAUUAUAUUGCAUACCUGUUUUACUUGAUUGUAACUUUACAGAUACGUAUUCCGACAGUCGUCUUCAGUGUCUCGAAAUCUUCCACUCUAAAUACGUAUCUGUAGAGUUACAAUAGUUACAAUAAAUGGUGAAAAUCAAUUAAAUAAUAAUAACUUGUCUUGUAGAAAAAUCCUUCCCCUCGGAUAUGUUACCUUGCCGCGGUGGGUCGGCUUACGCCAUUAGCACUGAUAUGGCAACCAAAGACAUAUCCUGUCGUGGUGGUAUCACAUGUUGACUAUUUUUGUUUGGUGCCGCGUUACAUAUUUGGCAUUGACGCACUAAUUUACGGCAUUUGCAUGUGAUCCAACGGAUCUCGUAUCUUGGAGCCUUGAAUGGUAGUGCAGUCAGGCAGAGGCCUUUUUCAUCAGUGAUAAUGAUGUGAGUUCUCUUCUUUUCGGCAAUACUUUUCUGAUGCGUUCCCUGUGAUGAUGAGUCGUAGCUACGCUUACAUUUAGCUAGCUAGGCAUUUAUUGAAAAACAAAGUAUUCAAGACAUUCGUAGGGAAUCGACUGCUGGAUUCACUGAGUAGAAGUUUUUUCAAAACUAGGAACGUGGUGCCAGUUUUACUUUGUUAUGCCUCACUUCGAAGAGCAAUAAUAAAAAAAUACCACACAUUAUAAUGAUGGUAUAUGAACAAUCUUAUGACGGCUUCAUUCACGAUAAUUUUUGCUAAUAGUAGGGAAUAGGCGUGAUGAAGCUUUACUUUGCCACCGAAAAGUGAAUCCUAUAGCUGACUCAUACCUGAUCAUUAGUACAGUUAGUUUGGAAACGAUCAAGCUACUUAUUAGAACAUAAUAAUAGUAAUACCUUGACAAAGGAACAGUGUUGGUAAAAACUCAAAUUCUCAAAUCUCAUCCACGAUUCAAAUCAUGCACGAGGCAAACCCCACCCGACUCAUGGCCCAGAGAAUCGUCCAUGAUUCGACUCGCGAUUUGCAUCAUUACAUGAUUUUUGCGUAUUCUUCUUUGUUAAAUUCAUCGGAAUAACUUUCUUUACUUAAAACAAUAGAUAAUAAAUCCAUACGUAAACAUAAAAUACGCUUCGAUUGGGUUUUGACAGGUUUUGGAGCGAAAUCAUUUUUCGGCGAAUGAGCGAAACGGUGCGAUUCUGCGUGAAAAACUCAUGCGCGAUGCUCUCCCUGCAGAAUCGCAAGCGAGUCAGCUCGCGCAUGAGGUUUCGGUGAGUGAGAUUUGAGCAUGAUUCUACCAACACUGCAAAGGAAUAACAAUAAAAUAGACUAAAUGCACGAACAGUUUCCACUUUUUACAAGACAUAACUUACAUUGUGUUUGAUAGUAUUGACACAGGAUGAACCAAUAACUUAGGCAAACAAAGUAAUUCAAGGAACGCAUACUUCAUACCUUCUGACCAUAAAGACAAGAAUGACAUCGUACAGAUCAAUCUAUAUGAUUCGGCAAUUGAGCCUUCAAAAUAAACGAAAGAUUAAAAAAAUAAUAAUCUAUAUGAUUAGGAAUGAGAUAAUGGGAGAGAGUAUCUAUUAGAGUUGUAAAUGUAAUGUCUUUUGAGCCAGUUCAACAGUGUCUUAAGGGACGACAUGAUCCUUGUACGGCUAAAAAUCUUCCGGCUCAGUUUCUACGAUGAAGCAUUGGGCAACAUGUUUCAUGUGAGUCGGAUAAACUGCUUCGGUCGAUUUUAAGCGCGUACAAUGACAAUAGACGUAAUAGCAUAAAAACUGGCUAAAUAAUUUGACUCUGACAAGAAAAUGACAAAAAUGACUUUAAACUAUUACGAUGUUAGUUAGCAUGAGACCUCUCCGACUAUUUAUGAACGUAAAUCCCUCUGAUUCAGUUGCAACAGCGUCUUCUUGGACGACAUGUUCCGUGUACGGCUGGCAAACUGCUUCGAAUGGAAUUAUGCUACGGUAUCAUCAAAGGCCUGGUGCAGAGGUUUCUACUCUAUUCAGAGUCCCGCCAGUGAAACUUCAUAAAAAAAAUAAUAACUUGUCUUGUAGAGUAAUAAAGGACAUUCACUAAGCUUAAAAAAAUAUAUUGUCUGUUGAGUCAGGAGAAUAUUACUCGCCAUCUAACUAUUUCCGCACCAUAACAUGGAUAAUAAAAUGAUGGAUCAGUCGGCUGUGUAACAAACAGCCGACGCUGCAAUUAGCUACCUUCUGACGCAAUUAGCUGCCUUCAGCACUAAACAAGCUGAGCAAGGCUCCGAAUUUAAUCAGCUCCGCAUAUCAAACCAAACCAGGAACCACCAUUAGUUUUCAUUAAGCACUUUCACAGCUAUUAACUGGGAGGUAUCUAACCCAAAUUACCAUUUUUGCAAUAUGAACUUACAAAAUGUAUUAUAUUAGUACCAAUUCCAGAUAAAACAGCAGCCACUAUAGAAAAAGGGCUACGAAAUGGUGAGUUGACAUCCGGAAAGAAGCGCCUAACAUAGCUCUGGUCCUCACAAGUUCCGAUACUCACGCUUCCACGGGUCUUCCGAUGACAAUUGGCUGCCAGCUAAGGGUUGCGUACUUAGCUGUGUAGCCUGGGCACUGUUUUCCUUCUGACAUCAGCUAGAGUGAGAGGGUGUGUCCUGUGGGGUCUGCCUAGGAUGUGGUGGGGUUCGACAGUGGGCUCUGUUGAACUUCUAUAAAAAGCUGCAAGUAUCCCCAAGCAGGCCCUAUCAAAGCGACCGUGUGCCGCUCAAAACGCACUAGCCUAUUCCUGGUGUUGGGUAGGACUUUAAACAAAUUUGACCCGACUUAUCAAGCGUCUGUUCACCAAGGAGGUGCGGUUCCAACAGCGUCUGUUCUGGCAUUCAGCGGCUGAGUAUGAAAUGCUAUUCCCCGGAAGCUAUACCCAAGAUGGCAGCCUCAUCCCGGUGGAUAGGGAACCUUGGACCAACAACCUACUGUUCCCGAAACAUCAAUUUGUUCGAGAAUCCGAUAAUGAAAGAAUACGGACUGAUUUCACGGCGACGACUCUUAGCGCGAAACAACGGACACGAAUAGGAACAUGGAACGUUUUAACCGUAGCCCAGCAGGGUAAAUUGGCACAACUUGCCAAUAAGGCACGCCGCAUGAAGCUUGAGAUCCUGGGACUGAGUGAAGUCCGUUGGCAAAACUUUGGAGAACAUAGAACGCCGUCAGGACAAGUUCUGUUAUACUCUGGUUUACGAGGAGAACACGCUUCCCGGCAUCGCGGAGUUGGCUUCCUACUAAGUGCUCAGGCACACUCUGCGCUUAUGAAGUGAGAACCUAUAAGUGAAAGGAUAAUCGUUGCCAGAUUUAGAACACGGGUCCGAAACCUUACUAUAAUCCAAUGUUAUGCGCCAACCGAUGCUGCCGAUCUGCAAGACAAAGAGAACUUCUAUAGUCAACUCAAUGCCAUCGUAGAUAGAAUUCCGAAGGGUGAUAUCAAGAUCUGUUUGGGCGACUUCAAUGCGA